This is a messenger RNA of Bactrocera oleae (olive fruit fly), 3645 nucleotides long. Its product is annotated as trypsin-1. Gene Ontology annotation, molecular function: serine-type endopeptidase activity. Gene Ontology annotation, biological process: proteolysis. Lineage: Eukaryota; Metazoa; Arthropoda; Insecta; Diptera; Tephritidae. The record is from RefSeq and is a predicted model, not a curated record.
AAGCCGCGUGAUGCGUCGAUCCAGUCCAGUCGUGUUGGCCCACUUUACAAAAAAUCAGCUAGCGGGUGCGCUAAUGUGGUGCGCCACGGUCAGUUAGUGUUCGGCUGUGGAGAAAUGCGCGAGUGUCCGGCACAACAGUAAAAGUACUUGAAGUGUUUGUAGCGAAAAAGUGUGAAAAAUAAGUUCCGCAAAAUAAAAAUUAAUAUAUUUAACAAUGUUUAAGAAAAGUAUAAUUUGCAGCCUGCUAUUAGCAGGUGCCAUAAUCGCCGUCACAUGUACUACCGCCACACAGGCCACUUAUGAAGUGAAUCUAUUACGUUUGCGUAGUGAACCUGCCGCGCUAUUGCGUCAAUCACAGAAUACCUUCAUACAAUGGGUGCUCUCGCUCCUGCCCAAUCGCCCAAAUAUAUUCGGUGUGCCGGGUAGCACAACUACAACAUCGCCUGAUGGUUUGACCAGCACCACAGAAUUUGCGCCAGCACCGCAACCAGCAACCGCUACAACAGCAACAGUGCCAAGCACCAGCACUACGUUGGAGCCCACAACACCAGCGCCACCGAGCACGACGGCAGUACCGACUACCAGCAGUACUGCAGCGCCCAGCACAACGCCCGCACUACCUCCGGUCGUACUCAAACCACCACGGAAUUGCACGGAAUGCGUUUGCGGCAUAGCCAAUACACAGAAGCGUAUUGUCGGCGGUCAAGAGACUGAGGUGCAUCAGUAUCCUUGGAUGGCUAUGCUGUUGUAUGGUGGUCGCUUCUACUGCGCCGCUUCGCUCAUCAACGAUCAAUUUCUUAUUACUGCUUCGCAUUGUGUGUAUGGCUUCCGCAAGGAGCGCAUUAGUGUUCGGCUGCUGGAGCAUGAUCGUAAGAUGUCGAAUUUCCUGAAGAUCGAUCGCAAUGUCGUCAAUAUUACCACCCAUCCCAAAUAUAAUGCACGUACAUAUGAUAAUGAUAUCGCCAUCAUACAGUUGGAUAAACCGGUGGAGAUGACCGAACUUUUGCACCCGGUUUGCAUGCCCACGCCGGGCAAGUCUUUCAAGGGUGAGACUGCUGUGGUGACUGGAUGGGGUGCUAUUAAAGUGGGUGGACCCACUGCUGAUACACUGCAGGAAGUACAAGUGCCCAUCAUGUCGCAGGAGGAUUGCCGAAAGUCUCGCUAUGGGGCAACGCGCAUCACAGACAACAUGCUGUGUGCCGGUUUUGAUGAAGGCAAAAAAGACUCCUGUCAAGGUGAUAGCGGCGGGCCGCUGCAUGUAGUCGCGUCCGGUACUAGAGAACAUCAAAUUGCUGGAGUAGUAUCGUGGGGUGAAGGUUGUGCCAAGGCUGGAUUCCCUGGAGUCUAUGCGCGCGUCAAUCGCUAUGGCACAUGGAUUAAGACGGUCACAAGAAAUGCUUGCCUUUGUCAUUCGGAAACCAAGAAGAUAAAGAAAUUUUAAUAUUUCGGGGAGAGUAACGUAAAAGAACAAUGAUGAGAACGCAAGGCGCUACAGAGGUUGUCAGACGUGAACUUUCAUAUUUAUUUGGGUCACUUGAGAGAGAAGUUUGUUGAUUGGGUUAGUUAAGUUUUAUUGCAAUUACCGCUUAGUUGCUUUAUUUAUUUAUUUAUUACAUUUAAAAAAAUAAAAACAAAUUGCCACUAAGACUCCGACUUUCUAGUGCGAUUUCGUUAGACGGUUUCGAGUUCCAGCCAGUUUGGGAACUUUCCUUUCAUUUGUUUGUCGUUUUUCACAGCAGUUUCUGUUAUUGCAUAGAGUACGUGCUAUUUUUUAUAGCAGCGACCGUUAAAUUUAUUGUUGUUGGUGCAUCUUGACCAUUGCGAUUUCGUGAAUUAGCCCACUGCACCCAACUUGCAUAUCAAUUAAUCCCAAUCGCAGCCGGUUUCAAUUGGGAAAGUUGUUUGAAAAGUAGUCAUUGGCAUACACAGAGGAUAUUUCUAAGCCGCAAAUAAUUGGACAACUAGUCUGCUCUCCACUAUAAACCGGCUAAGUAGCUUAAUUGUGAAACGCUUUCGACAGCGUUGACUUCUAGGCUCAAAGUGCGUUUUUCCAGCAAACAGUUGCUGCACUUUGCUGCAUCUAAGCGGUUCAUACCGACGAAGUAUACCGAGAAUAAUAUGGCUUAUAGAUAUCACUGGUUAACUGCAUUCAUCCUGGUGCAUGUAUCCUUGCACUAUGGUGUCACCUCAGUUGUACCCGCCACCGCGGCAACACCAACGGCUCUACGGCAGGAUAACAUUAUCGGUUGGAUUACAGCGAUUUUCCGCCCAAAUACAACCGCCUCACCGCCAACGUCCAGCUCUGCAACGCCAUCCACACCAAUGCGCAAUUGUCCGUCCUGUAACUGCGGCAACAUCAACACCUUUCAUCGCAUUGUCGGCGGCAUGGACACAGAGGUAAAUGAGUAUCCUUGGAUGGCAAUGCUGAUGCGUCGCGGCGACUUCUAUUGCGGUGGCGCACUGAUCAACGAUCAGUACGUGCUGACGGCAGCACAUUGUGUGCGAGGUUUCAAUAAGCGUCAGGUCUCUGUGCGUCUACUGUCGCACAAUCGCACGGACGGCCGUGUGAGUACGAUCGAUCGCCAGCUCGAUAAGAUUAUAGUACAUGAUGGUUACAGUAUUCGCAAUUUAGAUAAUGAUAUUGCAUUAUUACGUUUCACCGAACCUGUAGAGUUACGUGAUCCUUUGCGACCCGUUUGUCUUGCGGAGGCAGGUAAGACCUAUGAUGGUGAGUUGGCUGUGGUCACUGGCUGGGGUGCCAUAAAGGAGGGUGGCUUCAUAGCUGAUCGCCUGCAGGAAGUGCAAGUACCCGUUAUGUCACUGGAGACCUGCCGCAAGAGUAAAUAUGGCUCUGACCGCAUUACAGAUAAUAUGCUUUGCGCUGGUUAUGUUGAAGGCGGUAAGGACUCAUGUCAGGGUGACAGCGGUGGUCCCUUACAUAUACCCAAUAAUGCGACGAAGUCCUAUCAGUUGGCUGGCGUCGUGUCUUGGGGAGAGGGUUGUGCACGUCCCAACGCACCGGGUGUUUAUACGCGUGUUACUCAGUAUUUGGAUUGGAUUGAAGAGCGUACUAGUGAUUCAUGCAAAUGUCUUGCUGGUGGGGGUGGUGGUGCUGUAGGUGAGAGUAGUAGCACAACACAAGCUGCAGAAAUAGCAAGUAGUGAGUCAAGUACUCAAAGUGUUGUAGAUACCACGUCAACCACGGCAACCACGCCAGCAAGUGAGAGCGGUAAUAUUCCCGAAGCAUCAGCAGUGUAAGUUAAUGUAAUUAUGAAGAUAAUUUAAGAAUUUUGAGAAAGAUUUUGCGAUGAUAUAUAAACAAGACCUAAUUAAAAAGUGAGUAAAAUAAGAAAGCAAUGUAGAAGGGCUUAAGCUAGAGAUUUUUAUUUUUGGUUGCGUAUGCGAACGGAUAAUGGAUUAAGUGAGGAAAGGGGAGGUACAUAGAGCAUUAAAUUGGUGAGGAUCUGUAUUUAAUUCUCUCUAAACUAUUGGUUUUUAAACUGAGUAAUGGACUAAAAUGAAUGUUAAUAAAAACUGCAAACAAUUGUAAGAGUUUUUUAUAUACUUAUAUAUUUAUUUAUUUAUGUAUUUAUUCGUUAAAAAUUCAAAUAUUUGUCUAUAAAAAUAAAUUUUUGAAAAUUUCAA